GAAACAGCGGAGCGUGUGACGGAAGAGAAAGCCAGGCUGGAGCUGCCCUGGGAAGUCGGGAGUCUGUCUGCCAGAGUCACCGCAGAACAACGCCAUUUCACCUGCAGCUAGAGGAACAGACGACAGGAGCCACAGGUAUUUAUCGGACAGCUGUUUCCGCUGAUGCUAAUGUUGGAUUCCUGCCAGGAGAGCCAGCGGCUCUCGCGGAGGCCUGGGAAUGGCCCACCGCGGAGGAAUGGAGCGAUAGUCCGGGUCAGAGAUGUCAACCGAGGAGGGCUGAGCCACACUAGCACUAGCGCUAGCUAAAGAGGCCCGUUGGGAAUGGCGGUGGACAUCUACGACUCUCAGUACCUCCUCAUCCUGGCCCCCACCCUGGUCAUCGCACUCAUGUUCCUCUUCUUCUGGCUCUUCAUGAAGGAAACCUCUUACGACGAGGUGCUGGCCAGGCAGAAACGAGACCUCAAGCUGUCGCCAAUCAAGCCUGACUCUCGCAAGAAGAACGAGAAAAAGAAGAGCAAGAAGAAGGAUCCUGCCAGUGGAGGGAGCGCUGGAGGUGGAGGGGAGUCGGAAGAAGACCUGCGGGAGUUUGACUUGACUGAUGGUGUCGGCUCGAAUCUGGAGGUGGAGGAGGACCCUGCACCGGUAGUUAUCCCAGAAGCACCUGCUGUCAGUGCACUAGUCUCGGCAUCUCCAGAGGCUCCUGCUGGUUUGAGGGAGAGAAAGAAAAAGGAGAAGAAGGCCGCCAAAGCUGCUGCUGCGGCCGCCGCCGCCGCAUCUGCAGCCGCAACGGGUUCACUCUCAGAAGAAUCAGAAAUAAAUGGCUCCAAGCCAAUCGCUCGCAAGACGGAGUCACCUCCAGCUGUGAGCAAAGCGCCAAGCACACCACCCUUGCUGUUUGAGGCUGCGGUUCCGGUCCAAGCUUUCCAGGUCCCUGUGCAGGCUCAGACUCCUCCCCCGUCCUCCGGGAAGAAGGAGAAGAAGAAGAAACAGAAAGCGGAGUCUGUCGAUACCCAGCAGGUAGAGGUGCGAGCAGAGCCGGCGCUGGUUAAAAAGGAAACCCCCGCAGCGACCGAGACCAAAGUUCUGGAUGGUUCUGCUCCCAGUGGCAAAAAGAAGAACUCUGCCAAGAAGCAGAAGACUGAGCCCGUAGAUGAAACCCACAUUCUGGCAGAUUUAGCCGCUUCUUCAAACCACCAGGCACUUCAUAACGAUAACGUUCCGUCUAAAGGAUCCAGCAAGAAACCGAAGAAUGAAACUGAUAAAGAGAACCGGGAGAUGAAGCUGAAGGAGCUCCUCUCUGGUCUGUCUAGUCUGGCCAUGUCGGACGCAGAAGCUGUCAGUGUGAUGGCGCUCCUCCGAGAGAAGAGCCCUAAUGCUUUGGACGCCUGGCACAAGUGCGCCGUCAGGCCCGAUCCAGCUGCUCAGGAGCGAGAGAAACUCCUAACAACUCUGCAGGAGGAAGCCUCAAUCGCCAAAGAGAAAGUGAAACAGCUCAGUCAGGAGCUGCAGCUGGAGAAGCAGAAAACGGGCCGAGUGGAGGCGGUGAUGAGAGAGCAGCGUGCAGCCAUGGAGAAGGAGCUGGGCGGCAUGCAGGCCAAAGCACAGGGCAGCUACCAGGAGCUCCAGACCAUGCAAAUAAAGUUUCAGCAGGCGAGGGAACAGCUGGAGAGCCAGAUCACACGUCUGCAGCAGGAGAACGGGAUUCUGAGGGACGCCGUCAGCUCCGCCACCAACCAGAUGGAGAGCAAGAAUUCAGCCGAGCUGAACAAGCUGCGCUCCGAGUACGCCGGUCUGAUGAAAGAACUGGCAGACAACAACGGCAAGCUGCAGCAGGAGGAGCACCAGAGGAAGUCGCUGGAGGUCGGCUACAAGCAGAACGUGUCCCAGCUGGAGGCACAGCUACAGGACGCCAAACGGCGCUGGGAAGAGCUGCAGAACUUCCUCCACACCGUCAAUACAGAAAGAGAGAAGCUCCAGGCCUCCAAGCAAGAGCUCCACAGCCAGCUGCUGGCGGUGGAGACGGAGAUGAACAACAAAAACAAGGAAGUCCAGACCUUACACGGCAGCCUGGCAGAAGCCAUGCUCUCCAAGGAUCGGCUGGAGCAGCGAGUGAUGGAGCUGAUGGAGAUGUCUCAGCACAGCAUGCAGGAUGAAUCUCUGCAGGCCCAGGUUCAGGAGCUCAUGAAUGAAAACAAAGCUCUUCAAGUUCAAAAGGAGACAUUUCAGGUCCAGAACGAGAGCCUGCAGGCCCAGAUCUCUUCACAGGCCAGCCACGUGUCCCACAUUGAGGAGCUACAGAAGCUGCUGGCGGAGAAGGAGCUGCAGAGGAAAAGUCUGGAAGAUUCUCUAAAUGCUGAGAGGAGCGCCGGAGCGAGCAGGGAAACAAGCAUGCAGGCUUUGCACAACGAUAACAUGUCGCUGAAGGCAGAGGUUCAGGAUCUGCAGGCACGGAUUGCUGAUCAGACUGCAUCCCAGCUGGCUCUAGACCAGUUCCAGAUGAGUGUCAGAGAGAAGGAGGAGAGUAUUAAAAUGGUUGAGGGACUUUUGGAGAAUGGGCUGAUCGAAGUGGCCAACAAGGAGGAGGAGCUCAAGAAAGUCAGAGCAGAGCGAGAAGCACUAAGACGAGAAAUCGAGGAUCUUAAGAGAACGACAGCAGAAAAGGUGUCAGCAGGGUCAACAGUUGAAGCACUUCAAACCAAGAUCCAUGAGAAGGAUCUGCAGCUGUUGUCGCUGGAGGAGAGUCUACAGAAGGAGAAAGCCAGCAGCGCUAGCAGAGGGAAGGCACUUGAGACUGUGGAGCGGCAGCUCACUGCCCUUCAGGUGGAGUUGGAGCAACUGAGAACCAAGGAGGCGAGCACUUCUGCCACCGAGCUCCAGGAACUCCAGACUCAGCUUGCAGCAAAGGACCAAGAAAUUCAGAUGCUGAAGGCUGAGCUGGAGGCGAGAGCUAAGGAGCUGAUGGAGAAAGUGGAGCAGGCACAACAGCAGUCCAACUCUGGAGUUCCAAGCCAAGAGCUUCUUGCAUCGUUGUCGGAGAAGGAGAGGCAGGUCAGCGGUCUGCAGAGUGAGCUGGCCGAGCUGAGGGACUCGCUCGAGCUCCACAGGAAAAAGAACAAUGAGCUUCGGGAGAAAAACUGGAGUGCAAUGGAAGCUCUGUCAGCCACCGAGUCCAUGCUUCAAGGAAAACUCAGCAAAGUUGUCAAGGAGAGCCAAGCAGCGCUGACGGCCUCUCAAGCAGAGUGUCGAGGUGUUCUGACCAGACUUCUGCCCCAUGUGCCUCUGCCCACUGAACAGAAUCAUCAGGAAUGGUUGCAAAGAUUUGAGAAGGCAGUUGGUGAGAGCUCCGUAGCACAAUCCAGCCAGACGACGGAGGACUCUGAGAAUUUGACUCAGAAAUUGAAAGAAGCUGAGGAGAGUCAAAAGAUUCUCCAGAAGGACUGUGAGACGUACAAGACGGUUUUGGGAGAAACUGAGGGCAUCCUGCAGCGCCUGCAGAGCAGCGUAGAGGAAGAGGAGUCUCGCUGGAAGCUGAAGAUGGAGCUUUCCCAGGCAGAGCUUAAAGAGGUGAGAAGAGAAAAGCAGCACUUGGAGUGUGAGUUGGAGCGGGCAGAGCGGGAGAGCGCCACCUAUGUGACGGAAGUCCGAGAGCUCAAAGAUCUGUUGACUGAAUUGCAGACCAGACUAGAUGGCUCGUAUACCGAGGCCAUCAGACAGAAUGAGGAGCUGACUUUGCUGAAAACCCAGCUCACCGAGACGUUGUCCAAGUUGGAGGCAGAGGAGAGCGAGCGGCAGAAAGUGGCCGGUGACCUCUACAAGGCUCAGCAGUCUCUUGAUCUGAUCCAGGACGAACUGUCAAAACUGUCAGACAAACCUGAUGGUGUGAUAGAGAACAGCAGUCUGCCGUCGGAGACGGAGGAUAUUGAUAAAAAGGAGAAAAUGACUGCAGGGCUGAAUCAAACGGUCAGAGAGAUGCAGCAGCUGCUUCAAACUGUCAGCCAACAGCUCACUAAGGGACAGCAGGGGGAGCUUGAAAAAGACCUUCCUAAGGUCUAAAGCGAGGACGGAGCUCCGUACAGUAUGGAGACCACCUUUGAACACCACCUCGUCACUACCACACCAGAUCAUAGUCACACCCAGCCACCUCCUCACUCCCAAACUCCCGUCGCCUCCUGCUGACUAGUCGUGGGGCUGCUGAACCACCCCCUGACCCGGUGUGGGCCACAGAGGUUACUCUUCUGUUCCAAGCUGCUCCACUCCAGCCACAUUCCUCCUUCUGCAUCACUGGUUGAUUUAAACUAAAACAACUUCUGGCAUUAUUUAACGUGGCAACCAUUCCUCUCUUUUCAGUCGCCUGUAUUGUUUUCUCCCUUUGAAAACAACUUUUUUCCCUUAUUUUUCAUCUUAAGAGGGCAGAGAUGCAUACUUCCAACUUAACUAAAUAAACUCUGGGGUUUUCAGUAUUUUCCUUAACUUAAAGAUAAUGUAUUGUUUAAAUGUACCAUUUAGGACCUGCUGAAAUACGGUUGUUCUGUUGAUUCGCCCUCUGAGUAGAGAACUUCACAAACUACUUUGUCUUGCAUCUGUCACUCCAUGCACACCUUGACUCGGUCGUGGCUGGAAAAGGGGAGAUGGGAAAAGGGCCCAGCAUGGCAGAUGGGUCAUUACGUGACCGUAACCAUGGAGAUGCUUUAACAAGUUGUACAAAAAAAAAAGUCUUUCCCGCAGCGCCAAACAGAAGGGAGUCUGUGACCCUGGAUGUGUGGGGAAGAAGGCCGGGCCGACAGUUUAGAGGUUUUUAAUUCUACUGCAAACACUUAAAAAAAGAGCGUCCCAGACCAUCUGUAGUCAACACUUGUUAUAUUAUUAAGUUAAUUAACACUGAAAAUUGUUCUUUUUGUAAUGGGUGACGUUAAUAAAAGGGAUGCUUAAUAAAAAUAGGUUUUAGUCUCUUUA
Messenger RNA from Nothobranchius furzeri (turquoise killifish), 4953 nucleotides. It is a transcript of the gene ktn1, whose product is annotated as kinectin 1. Gene Ontology annotation, cellular component: endoplasmic reticulum membrane. Gene Ontology annotation, molecular function: kinesin binding. Lineage: Eukaryota; Metazoa; Chordata; Actinopteri; Cyprinodontiformes; Nothobranchiidae. Gene Ontology annotation, biological process: protein transport; microtubule-based movement. The record is from RefSeq and is a predicted model, not a curated record.